Molecule: messenger RNA, 1206 nt
Organism: Synchytrium microbalum
Lineage: Eukaryota; Fungi; Chytridiomycota; Chytridiomycetes; Synchytriales; Synchytriaceae
Exons: 7
Coding region: 1-1206 (401 amino acids)
Cellular component (GO): nucleolus; catalytic step 2 spliceosome
Molecular function (GO): mRNA binding; RNA helicase activity; ATP binding
Source: RefSeq, a predicted model, not a curated record
AUGGCCGGACGAGCGCCCGGAGGUAUUGACAGGACUGUAGAUGAAAAGCUAGUCUUUGAGACUACGGAAGAUGUUAAAGUAGUGCCAACAUUCGAUGCUAUGAAUCUGAAAGAAGACUUGCUCCGUGGCAUAUAUGCAUACAACUUUGAAAAGCCAUCCGCCAUCCAACAACGAGCAAUCUUACCAAUCAUCAAAGGACGAGAUGUCAUUGCUCAAGCUCAAUCUGGUACUGGUAAAUCAGCUACUUUUGCAAUCUCGGUCUUGCAACGCAUCACAACAGACACUCGCGAAACCCAGGCUCUCAUCCUAUCCCCCACUCGUGAAUUGGCCACUCAACAUCAAUCCGUCAUCCUCGCUCUCGGCGACUACAUGAAUGUACAAUGUCAUGCCUGUAUCGGUGGAACCUCUGUAGGUGAAGACAUUCGUAAACUCGACUAUGGCCAACAUGUCGUAUCUGGCACUCCCGGACGUGUAUUCGAUAUGAUAAAGAGACGUCAUCUACGUACCCGAAACAUUAAACUCCUAGUCCUCGAUGAAGCUGAUGAAAUGUUGUCCAUGGGGUUCAAGGAUCAGAUCUAUGAUGUAUACAGAUAUCUACCACCCAGCACUCAAGUAGUCCUCUUGUCAGCUACUCUACCCGGUGAAGUCCUUGAAAUGACUACCAAAUUCAUGUCUGAUCCAAUCCGUAUCCUGGUGAAGCGUGAUGAAUUGACUCUGGAAGGCAUCAAGCAAUUCUUUGUAUCUGUUGAAAAGGAGGAAUGGAAGUUUGAUACUUUAUGUGACUUGUAUGAUACUUUGACUAUUACUCAGGCAGUCAUCUUUUGUAAUACUCGGCGAAAGGUUGAAUGGUUGACUGAAAAGAUGAGGGAAAACAACUUUACUGUGGCCUCAAUGCACGGUGAAAUGGUACAAAAGGAACGUGAUGCCAUCAUGCAAGAAUUCCGUCAGGGAGCAAGUCGUGUACUCAUUACAACAGAUGUGUGGGCUCGUGGUAUUGACGUACAACAAGUAUCCCUAGUCAUCAACUACGAUCUUCCAAAUAAUCGUGAAUUAUACAUCCAUCGUAUUGGUCGAUCAGGUCGUUUCGGACGCAAGGGUGUUGCCAUCAACUUUGUGAAGAGUGAUGACAUCAAGAUUUUACGUGAUAUUGAACAGUUCUACUCGACUCAGAUUGAUGAAAUGCCCAUGAAUGGUAAUGAUCAAUAG